AUGGAUAUGCCAUUUCUGAAACUGCUAUCCUAUUUUCUGCUUCUUUCCUCCUUUGAUCUGGCUUCUUCUGAAGUCCACAUCGCUGCUUGCUUUGACCACAACUGCACAAUUAAUAAAAACUUCACUUCCAAUAGCCCCUACCAGUUCAACCUUAACACUCUCUUCGGUAUCUUGUAUGAAAAGGCCGCCGGCGGUGAUACUCCCGAAUUCUUCAACACCAGCUCUGCCAACGUAUAUGGAGAGUUCAUGUGCCGAGGUGACGUCCCCAUUCAGGUCUGUCGAGAUUGCGUUCAGGACGCCAUAAAUCGAAUGGCCUCAGAGUGUCCCUACAACAAAGAGGCAGUCAUCUGGUACGACCAGUGCUCCCUCCGCUAUUCCGACCGUUCUUUCUUCUCCACCCUCGAUCAACUGCCGACAGUUAGCAGAGCGUUGUUAACUAGCUGUCUCCGUAAACCAAUGUCAACACAAUGCGGCGAGAUUCUACCCCCUCCAAACCCAGAUGCAUACACAGAAUUAAAUAAGACGUUGAAUGAUGCGGUGGUGGAGGCGGCGACGCCAGGUGCCAAGGAAUUUGCGACAAAGGAAGCAAACUUUAGUGGGGGAUCGCUGUACACUCUUGUACAGUGCACGCCGAAUCUGUCCCGACAAUUCUGUAGCGAGUGCCUAUAUGGCAUCAUGAAUCUUCUUGUUUCAAAAGAAAAUGCUUUACACGGAGGAACAAUUCAGAAUCUGAUCUGCAAUUUGAGAUUCGGAGAAGACCGAUUUUAUUACAAGGGCGACCAGCCUCCCUCCACGGCAUCUGAAGGUGAUGUCAUUAGUUUCCUUUUUAACUUUUCUCUGCACGGCAUCAAAACAAAAACAGGGAGAAGAAGACGAGGAGAAAGGGAUUCCCCUCACGUUUUUUAA
This is a messenger RNA of Neltuma alba, 906 nucleotides long. RefSeq names its product putative cysteine-rich receptor-like protein kinase 23. The record is from RefSeq and is a predicted model, not a curated record. The transcript has a single exon. The coding region runs from base 1 to 906 and encodes 301 amino acids. NCBI's taxonomy places the organism in Eukaryota, Viridiplantae, Streptophyta, Magnoliopsida, Fabales, Fabaceae.